Dendronephthya gigantea is the source of this 1365-nucleotide messenger RNA. Its product is annotated as gelsolin-like protein 2. Lineage: Eukaryota; Metazoa; Cnidaria; Anthozoa; Malacalcyonacea; Nephtheidae. The record is from RefSeq and is a predicted model, not a curated record. Bases 107 to 1210 code for a protein of 367 amino acids. The transcript is spliced from 14 exons. Gene Ontology annotation, molecular function: actin filament binding.
AGUUGUCUAGACAGCGCCCUCCUGUGAAACCAUCAUAAAAGCCGAAGUUCAGUCUAAGACUAAGCAGAAAAUACAUUCUUCCGAAGCCUCUAACAUCAACUACAAAAUGUCUGGAUUAGUCAAAGCAAAAAAAUAUGAUUGGAAGGACUCGAAUUUGGCCUUGUUUGGUUCAGAUACGGAGAAAAAGGUCAAAAAGGACUCCGCGGAGACAGAACCGGCCUGGAAAGGUGCAGGACAAAAACCUGGCGUCCAGAUCUGGCGAAUUCAGAAGUUCAAGGUAACCCACCAGCAAAAAGAUGAGUAUGGAAAGUUCUUCAGUGGCGAUUCUUACAUCAUACUCAAUACAUACAAAAAACCUGAUAGUGAUGAAUUGCUCUAUGAUGUUCAUUUUUGGAUUGGACAGUACUCAACACAAGAUGAAUAUGGCACUGCUGCUUACAAGACAGUUGAGCUUGACACUCUGCUGGAUGACAAGCCUGUGCAACAUCGAGAAGUUAUGGGUCAUGAAAGUGAAUUGUUUAAAUCUUACUUUGACAGCAUCACUUUGUUGGAGGGAGGUUGUGACUCAGGAUUUAGACAUGUUAAACCUGAAGAGUAUGAACUUCGGCUGUUACAUUUCAAGAAGACAGGUAAAAAAGUUGUAUUAAAAGAAGUGCCAGCAUACCAUUCAAACCUUAACUCUGGUGAUGUGUUUAUUGUUGACAAUGGAUUGGAGAUAUAUCAGUGGAAUGGUAAGACUUGUAGCAAAGAUGAAAAAUUCAAAGCUGUACAAUACCUACAAGAAUUAAAGUCAGACAGAGGCGGAAAACCAAAAGUGGAAAGUCUUGAUGAACGGGAGAUUUCGACGAGCCAUAAAUUUUAUUCUCUGCUUCAAGAAGGUGAUGCACCAGGGAAUGAUGACGAUGACGAUGACUGUGAUAGCUUCAAUCCCUCACUUUUCAAAUUGAGUGACGAAGGUGGCAGUUUGGAAAUGACAUUAGUGAGUGAAGGAAGUAUUCCCAAAGACAUGUUACGAAGCGAUGAUGUAUAUAUUGCCGAUACUGGCAAAGCAGUAUUUGUUUGGGUGGGCAAUCGUGCCAGUGAAGGCGAGAACAAAAAUGGGUUAACGUAUGCACAUAACUACCUUCUAAAAUCCAAGCAUCCUUUGGUGCCAGUGACUGUUUUGAAAGAAGGACAGAAGAAUGCAGCUUUCGAAAAAAUACUGAGUUAGACAAUGAAAGUGUGACUCCUACAGAAAAUCACUGGUAGAUCAAAGCUACCGAUCAGUUUAAAAUAUUUGAAUAAUACAUUAAUUUUAGUAAAUUUACUAAUAUCACGUACCUUAUGUAUCAUUUUAAGUCAAUAAAGUAAUUGGCUGCAAUUAGA